This is a messenger RNA of Zingiber officinale, 582 nucleotides long. Its product is annotated as cell division cycle protein 48 homolog. Gene Ontology annotation, molecular function: ATP hydrolysis activity; polyubiquitin modification-dependent protein binding; ATP binding. Gene Ontology annotation, cellular component: nucleus; VCP-NPL4-UFD1 AAA ATPase complex; cytosol. Gene Ontology annotation, biological process: autophagosome maturation; mitotic spindle disassembly; retrograde protein transport, ER to cytosol. The transcript has 5 exons. NCBI's taxonomy places the organism in Eukaryota, Viridiplantae, Streptophyta, Magnoliopsida, Zingiberales, Zingiberaceae. The record is from RefSeq and is a predicted model, not a curated record. The coding region runs from base 1 to 582 and encodes 193 amino acids.
AUGUGCACUGUGAAUGGAUAUGUUGACUGUAAGAAUGAAAUAGCUAGGCAUGAUAAAUUGUCACAUGAUAAGACUCAUGAUGUCUACAUUAUAGGUGAGGAUGAUUCUCAGGAGAGUGAGAGUAAUUUGAGGAAGGCUUUUGAGGAAGCAGAGAAAAAUGCACCCUCAAUUAUCUUCAUUGAUGAGAUUGAUUCCAUUGCUCCUAAGAGAGAGAAAACUCAUGGGGAAGUUAAAAGGCACAUAGUGUCUCAACUGUUGACACUGAUGGAUGGGUUGAAGUCUCGUGCUCAUGUAAUUGUCAUUGGGGCUACGAACAUGCCAAACAGUAUCGAUCCAACUCUUAGACGAUUUGGUAGGUUUGACAGAGAAAUUGACAUUGGUGUUCUUGAUGAGAUAUCUUGCACUUUAUGCACUGAAGCUGCUCUCCAGUGUAUCCAUGAAAAGAUGGACAUAAUUGAUCUAGAAGAUGAAUCAAUUGAUGCUGAGAUUCUCAAUUCUUUGUCUUUUACAAAUGAACACUUUAAGACUGCUUUGGGAUCUAGUAACCCAUCUACCCUCCGUGAAACUUUUGUUGGGUUUUGA